AUGCCUGUAUCGCAUUUGCUAGGAUAUGGUGCAUCUGAAUUGAAAGAGAUUGCUGAUAAUAAAGCUAAAAUACAUCCUCAAAAUUUGGCAUUUAUUGGUGUGCGAAGUUAUGAACCACCUGAAAUUGAAUUGCUUGAAAAAAUUGGGGUCCGAAUAUUUUUUAUGGAACAAGUGCAAAAAAGAGGAAUACACGAUGUGCUGAAAGAAGCUAUUGAAAUUGUCUCAAAAAAGACAAUUGGAUUUGGUUUGAGUAUUGAUAUAGAUGGAUUUUCACCAUGUGACGCUCCAGCUGUUGGCACUCCCGUAUCUGGUGGGAUUAACGCUAAAAAUUUCAUGGAUGCAAUUAAGAAACAGGAUUUGUCAUUAUUGUUGGCCACUGAAAUUGUUGAAUUUUUGCCUGGUUUCGAUGAUGAAUAUCAAAAAAGGCUGAUUAAUAAAAUGUGCUCGCAACCAAAGGUACUGGCUCGAAACCUAUCAAGAGGAACACAGGAAGCUUUCUGCACGCGCAGCGAGGUAUUAGCCGUAUCAGCGUGGAACGUCAGAACGCUUGUGGACGUUGCAAGACAAGCGAUCACUGUCCACACCCUGUCUAACUAUCGUGUGGAUAUCGUCCGCUUGUCAAAGGUUUGUGUUCCUUACUUUGGAUCUCGAGCAAUUAUUAAUCCUGGUUUAGAGCAGAGAUACUGGCUAUAUCACUGUGAUGCUUCGAAUAACUCGGGACGAAAUGGCGUAGCGAUUCAUGUCUCACAAGAUCCAUUCCGCUUUGAUUGA
Messenger RNA from Dracunculus medinensis (Guinea worm), 771 nucleotides. The record is from the annotation of a GenBank genome assembly. NCBI's taxonomy places the organism in Eukaryota, Metazoa, Nematoda, Chromadorea, Rhabditida, Dracunculidae.